UGGGAAAAGGAAGAAAAGAUCCCUUCUUUUCUACAUUACAAUCUCUCUCUAUUUCCACGGGAAGAUCCGAAGCGUUUGCAAUAAAACGCUAACCCUAGAAAUCGUGAAAAACGCCACCCGUCGAUCUCUCUCCAAUUCUCCCUUUCUUCCCUCAUAAAGAGACGUAGAUUUUAUUUUCUGAGCCUACUGAAAAGGAAAAAAGUUCCUAUUUGUGAUCGUGCAAAGUAAGAAUGGAUCAACAAGGGCAUGGACAGCUCCCAGUCAUGGGGGUAGUUAGUGGUGCGGCCCAAGUGCCAUAUGGCGGGGCUGGGUAUCAGGCUAACCAGAUGAUGGGCCCUAGCCCUCCUGGCUCGGUUGGGACGCCAGGUCAGCUAGCGCAACAGCAACUUGCUUAUCAGCACAUCCACCAACAGCAGCAGCAACAAUUGCAGCAGCAACUCCAGAUGUUCUGGGCGAACCAAUACCAAGAAAUCGAGCAGACGAACGACUUCAAGAACCACAGCUUGCCAUUGGCGAGGAUCAAGAAGAUCAUGAAGGCAGACGAGGACGUGCGGAUGAUCUCAGCGGAGGCCCCGGUGGUAUUCUCCAAGGCCUGCGAGAUGUUCAUCCUGGAGCUGACUCUGCGAUCAUGGAAUCACACGGAGGAGAACAAGCGGAGGACGCUGCAGAAGAAUGACAUUGCAGCGGCGAUCACGAGGACGGAUAUCUUUGACUUUCUGGUUGACAUUGUGCCAAGGGAGGAGCUGAAGGACGAGGUGCUUGGAUCAAUCCCGAUGGCUGGGGCCAUGCCGGUUGGAGGUCCUACAGAGGCCAUUCCAUACUACUUCUUGUCUCCGCAGCAAGCCCCACCGGGGCUGAUAAUGGGUAAACCUGUCAUGGAUCAAUCUUUGUAUGUGCAACAGCCUUUCAUGCCCCAGCAGAUGUGGCAACAACAGACACUUAAUGAGCAGCAGCAGCAGCAGCCGCAGUCGUCUGAUGAUGGUUGAGUUGGAAAGAGAAUAUAGGCCACUUGCAGACGAGUUUGGAGUACAUGUAAGUAUGCUACCCUUUUCAAUAUCAUGUUCUCAGAGAACUGUCCUAACAGAUAUCCGUUCGUAAAAGUUUCUUUGUUCAGUCAUGGAUUUUCAAUUAUCUUUUCAAAUUUCACUUUGGCUCGUCGUAUAUUUAUUCGAAUUCAGUCGCAAAAUGCAUUGCAUUUUGGCCGAACAGCUUAAAUUAUGAGAUCUCCUUUUCUUAAA
Messenger RNA from Magnolia sinica, 1238 nucleotides. Its product is annotated as nuclear transcription factor Y subunit C-3-like. Lineage: Eukaryota; Viridiplantae; Streptophyta; Magnoliopsida; Magnoliales; Magnoliaceae. The transcript is spliced from 2 exons. Bases 231 to 986 code for a protein of 251 amino acids. The record is from RefSeq and is a predicted model, not a curated record. Gene Ontology annotation, biological process: regulation of DNA-templated transcription. Gene Ontology annotation, cellular component: nucleus. Gene Ontology annotation, molecular function: protein heterodimerization activity; DNA binding; DNA-binding transcription activator activity, RNA polymerase II-specific.